Messenger RNA from Drosophila ficusphila, 982 nucleotides. RefSeq lists its product as uncharacterized. The record is from RefSeq and is a predicted model, not a curated record. NCBI's taxonomy places the organism in Eukaryota, Metazoa, Arthropoda, Insecta, Diptera, Drosophilidae. The transcript is spliced from 3 exons. The coding region runs from base 179 to 556 and encodes 125 amino acids.
UUCGCCAGUCGUCCGCCAGUUGCCUCCACGGAGCAAUCGCCACCAAAUUGCACUAGCCGCACGGCCUGGAGUGUUUGUAAUCCCAGGGACCUCCCGAGAGACAGACAAGUUCGGAACUGCAAUACAUAUUUUAUGAAAACUAUACACCCUCACAACUAAAGAGUAUCUGAAAGCAAAUAUGUCCUGCAAUGAGAAAACAGCGCUGCUGGCAACGCAACAAGGACAUCAGCAGCGGCAGCAGCACAUCAUUGUCGUGCCCGCGUCGGGGAAGGAUCCAAAGGAUUAUGAGCCCAUUUUCACAACUGCUGAUUAUUCCUACGGACUGACGCUGGAGGAGUUGCUGCCCUUCGCCCAGGAUCCCUGGUGGCAGAGUGUGCGGCGGUUCAGCUGCGUUGUCCUGGGACUGGCCUUCCUGCUGACCCUGAUUGCCGGCCUCGUUCUGGCCUAUUCGGGCACUGUCUGCCGGCCAGAUAUAGCAAUUAGCGGGAACUCAACGGUCGCUACGCCAUUAUCCUUGGUUUCCAACGGCACUCAGCUGCUGAUGGCCAGUUUAUAGAGCCACCGGCUAAUCUCUGGAACAUUUUGGAGAGCCGGCAUCGGCACGCACUAUUCGCAUUUGUUUGGCUUGCCGGCUUCCCACUGGAUGGGAACCCAGUUGCUAAACGAGCGUAGCGAUAAGCGAUAAGCGGCGCAUCGCGGAACAGAUUGAUUGCGGGUAAUUGUAUUUGCUGCCAGCUGAUUGCUUUGGCUUUCGAAUAUAGAUCAGGAAACAAAUGGACCAUAGUCAAUAAUCUGCUGCUUAAAAAACAUUCCAUUUUAUUUUAUUAUUUUUUCCAUUUCCAUUAAGCAGUCUAUUUUUUAAUAUUUAAAAUUAUUAUUAGUUGCAUUAAAAAAUGAAAUGUUGCUUUUAGCGGCUGUAAUGUAGUCGUCGUAUUCAGAUGUAGCUUUGGUUUUUAUUAAAAAUUCAAUACUUACAUUCGUA